Messenger RNA from Cinara cedri, 1980 nucleotides. The record is from the annotation of a GenBank genome assembly. Lineage: Eukaryota; Metazoa; Arthropoda; Insecta; Hemiptera; Aphididae.
GGAUUGCGCGUACAUGGUUUUUACGGUACUCUGCGCAAAGUGUCUACGCGCGUGGACUUAUAAGAACCCGGCCGGUUUACCGGGGAUCGUCAAAUCCGAACAGACCACGGUGGCGCGCGCACUUUUACAAUAUUGCCGUAUACUCGCACGUUACCGGAAUAAAUCACCCGCAGACAUGACGUCUCCAGACACCGCCGUCCGGUUUUUCCGCGUUACGAUGGCCUGCGCGGUCGCCUUUGCGGUCUGCUCCGUGCGUCUAGUCACUGCUGUGCCGGAGAUGCGCCAGCAGCAAGAGGAAGGAGGCUUCGGUUCGGUCUUGUGGUCGGUGCUGGACGGUUGCUACGACUCGGACUCGGCCGAACCGAUGGCCGUGUGUCUCAAGUCCAAAGCGCUAACCGCGCUGGACCGGGCGCUCGCCAGACCCACUGUGGCCAUAGCGAACGGCGUGGCGCUGACCGCUCGCGACAGCAAGUCUUUGGGUAAUCGGCUCACCGAGAGAAUAGAUCGUGCCGUCUUGGACGCCGCCAGGGACUCGAACCAUAAGAGCACCCUAUUGGACAACAUGCUCGCCAGCCGGAUGAACGAGUUUGUGUCCACCAGAGCCAUCGUGCUGGACACAUUAGCCACCCAAGAAGGUGAGAACCGAGUUUGUGACAUCACAUGUUAAUGACGUAUUUUCUGGGUAGAGGAGGGAUCCAUAGUUCAUGACACUCAUGUACCUGGGCGUUUUUUUUUUUUUGAGACGGUUCGAUAUUGAAUAUGCGUACAUGUUAAUUCGAUCGUUUAAUUGUUUAACUACAAAUAACUACAAUUUACCAAUAAUCAGUUUUUUGGUGUGAUAAAGUCUUUAUCAUAUAGAUGCGUUGCCUUUACCGCGAUUAAUAUUCAGCAAUAACUUGAAAUCCUAAUAGCACAACUACACGGCUAAGUAUAGUACAUUUAAUUGCUAUGUUUACACAUAUUGCUUAACUAGGCUGCAGGAACAAUUACCCGAUUUGAUUGAUUUUGUCGGUUUGGCAAUGGUUUCGGUUCUGACAGGUCUGGUACCUUUGCCAUCCUCCCCGGUCCGCUUUCCAAGUGUGCCGUCUCCAAUGUUUUGCGGAUGAUAUGAACAUAUUUAUGAAGGUUGACUCCCUCGAUGAUUGUAAAGCACGUCGGAAUGAUUUUGAUGACUGUCAAACGGGGGAAAUACCACGGUUUGUCCCUAAACGCCAAUAAGUUUAAAUCCACGUCUUACAGCAAAAGCCGUCAUCCUAUUAUAUUCACACAGUCUAUCAAUGAUUCUAAAUUCCUCUCAAUAAACAUCGUUCGGGAAUUGGGUUUCGUCUUUUUUAUUCCUAAACUUACUCAGCAUUCACAUAUCGUCUUUUAAACCCAAACCCGUGUUAAAAACGUAUAAUGGCUGUUGUCGAAUUGCCCGAACUCUGCUCUCUAGACAUUUAAUGUUAUCGUUUGUAUUUUUUGUUUUUUAUUUUUUUUGUUUCGUCGUUCCCGGCAGGUCGCAGUAAGAAAAAGGACCAGAAGUCGAUGUUUCGAGCCCUCAUGAUGGUCGGUAUGAUGGCCGUGGCAGUUCUGGGACCAAUGGCGUUCGGGUUUGUCGCCUUGUUAGCCGCUAAAGCCUUGUUGAUCGGUAAAAUUGCGCUGGUAUUGUCCGGUAUCAUAUCGCUCAAGCAUUUCUACCAACCUCAAAAGACUGUACCACAAACACAUCAUUACGAUCGCAGGAUCGAACUCAUGGCCAACAACGGAGCGUACCAACUCGGGCCAUCAUAAGCAACUUCUCCAGAAUAACAUCACCAAUAACCGAAUAUCAAAUCGCCGUUUCGACCACGGAAAUUAUUUAUUUAUUAACUAUUUAUUUAUUAUAACGUGUAAUAUUAUUGUUUGAAGUGAUCUGAUAACAUACUAAUAUACAUAUACAAUACAAGAUGAUUCGUCAUUUUAAAAUUAUGACGGAAAAAAUAUUUAUUUUAAACCCCG